Messenger RNA from Schistosoma intercalatum, 459 nucleotides. The record is from the annotation of a GenBank genome assembly. NCBI's taxonomy places the organism in Eukaryota, Metazoa, Platyhelminthes, Trematoda, Strigeidida, Schistosomatidae.
AUGGAUCUUAUGCUACCAGAAAAGUUCCAGCACAUUCUUCGUGUCAUGAAUACGAAUAUUGAUGGCCAACUUAAAAUAAUGUAUGCCAUAACUUCAAUUAAAGGUGUUGGCCGACGCUAUGCCAAUGUAGUAUGUAAAAAAGCUGAUAUCGACCUUAACAAGCGUGCUGGUGAACUAACUGAAGAUGAGGUUGAAAAGCUUGUGACAGUUAUGAGUAAUCCAAGGCAGUACAAGAUCCCUGAUUGGUUUCUAAACAGACAGAAAGAUGUCGACGAUGGCAAACACUCACAAUUGAUGUCCGGUGCUUUGGAAACUAAGCUACGUGAGGAUCUUGAGCGAUUAAAAAGGAUAAGAUCUCAUCGGGGUAUACGUCACUAUUGGGGAUUGCGAGUUCGCGGUCAACACACAAGAACAACUGGACGACGUGGACGAACAGUUGGUGUAUCUCGAAAGAAAUAG